UAUGCUUUAUUAUACUAUGACAUUUUUUAACGUUUUUAUGCCUUACUAUACUAUGACGUUUUUUUUAUGUUUUUAUGCCUCAUUAUACUAUGACGUUUUCAUGCCUCAUUAUAGUAUGCCAUUUUUUGACUUUUUUAUGCUUUACUAUACUAUGACGUUUUUUGAUGUUUUUAUGCCUUAUUAUACUAUGACGUUUUUAUGCCUCAUUAUACUAUGAAGUUUUUUGAUGUUUUUAUGCCUUACUACAAUAUGACAUUUUUAAGCCUUAUCAUACUAUGACAGUUUUUGACAUUUUAUGUAUUACUAUACUAUGACGUUUUUUGAUGUUUUUAUGCCUUAUUAUACUAUGACGUUUUUAUGCCUCAUUAUACUAUGAAGUUUUUUGAUGUUUUUAUGCCUUACUACAAUAUGACAUUUUUAAGCCUUAUUAUACUAUGACAAUUUUUGACAUUUUAUGUAUUACUAUACUAUGACGUUUUUUGAUGUUUUCAUGCCUUAUUAUACUAUGACGUUUUUAUGCCUUAUUAUACUAUGACGUUUUUAUGCCUCAUUAUACUAUGACGUUUUUUGAUGUUUUCAUGCCUUAUUAUACUAUGACGUUUUUAUGCCUCAUUAUUCUAUGACGUUUUUGACAUUUUUAUGCUUUAUUGUAUUAUGGCGUAUUAUUACGUUUUUAUGCAUUAUUAUAUUAUGAAGUUUUUUGAUGCUUUAUGCCUUACUAUACUAUGACGUUUUUUGAUGUUUUUAUGCCUUAUUAUACUAUGACGUUUUUUGUCGUUUUAUGCCUUCCUAUACUAUGACGUUUUUUGAUGUUUUUAUGCCUCAUUAUACUAUGACGUUUUUUGAUAUUUCUAUACCUUAUUAUACUAUGGCGUUUUUUGACAUUUUUAUGCCUCAUUAUACUAUGACAUUUUUUGACGUUUUAUGCUUUAUUAUUCUAUGACAUUUUUUAAUGUUUUUAGGCCUCAUUAUACUAUGAUGUUUUUCAACGUAUUUAUGCCUUAUUAUACUAUGACGUUUUCAUGCCUCAUUAUAGUAUGCCAUUUUUUGAUGUUUUUAUGCCUUACUAUACUAUGACGCUUUUUGACAUUUUACUACCUUACUAUAUUAUGAGAUGUUUUGACGAUUUUAUGCCUUAGUACACUAUGAUGUUCUUAUGCUUUAUCAUACUAUGACAUUUUUUGACGUUUUAGUGCCAUAUUACAUUAUGGCGUAUUAUUACGUUCUUAUGCCUUAUUAUACUAUGACGUUUUUAUACUUUAUCAUACUAUGACGUUUUUUUUAUGUUUUUAUGCCUUACUAUGCUAUGACGUUUUUUGAUAUUUUGAUGCCUCAUUAUAUUAUGAAAUUUUUUGACGUUUUAUGCUUUAUUAUUCUAUGAUGUUUUUUGACGUUUUUAUGCCUUACUAUACUAUGACGUUUUUUGAUAUUUUGAUGCCUCAUUAUACUAUGAAAUUUUUUGACGUUUUAUGCUUUAUUAUUCUAUGACGUUUUUUGACGUUUUUAUGCCUUACUAUACUAUGACUUUUGUUUAUGUUUUUAUGCCUUAUUAUACUAUGACGUUUUCAUGCCUCAAUAUAGUAUGACGUUUUUUAACGUUUUUAUGCUUUAUUAUAUUAUGACAUUUUUUUACCUUUUUUAUGCCUUACUAUACUAUGACUUUUUUUUAUAUUUUUAUGCCUCAUUAUACUAUGACAUUUUUAUGCCUCAUUAUACUAUGACGUUGUCAUGCCUUAUUAUAGUAUGCCAUUUUUUUACUUUUUUAUGCCUUACUAUACUAUGACGUUUUUUGAUGUUUUUAUGCCUUAUUAUACUAUGACGUUUUUAUGCCUCAUUAUACUAUGAAGUUUUUUGAUGUUUUUAUGCCUUACUACAAUAUGACGUUUUUAAGCCUUAUUAUACUAUGACAGUUUUUGACAUUUUAUGUCUUACUAUACUAUGACGUUUUUUGAUGUUUUCAUGCCUUAUUAUACUAUGACGUUUUUAUGCCUUACUAUACUAUGACGUUUUUUGACAUUUUGAUGCCUCAUUAUACUAUGACAUUUUUUGACGUUUUAUGCUUUAUUAUUCUAUGACGUUUUUUGACGUUUUUAUGCCUUACUAUACUAUGACAUUUUUUUAUGUUUUUAUGCCUCAUUAUACUAUGACGUUUUCCUGCCUCAUUAUAGUAUGUUAUUUUUUGACUUUUUUGUGCCUUACUAUACUAUGACGUUUUUUUAUGUUUUUAUGCCUCAUUAUACUAUGACGUUUUCAUGCCUCAUUAUAGUAUGCCAUUUUUUGACUUUUUUAUGCCUUCCUAUACUAUGACGUUUUUUGAUGUUUUUAUGCCUUAUUAUACUAUGACGUUUUUAUGCCUCAUUAUACUAUGACGUUUUUUGAUGUUUUCAUGCCUUAUUAUACUAUGACGUUUUUAUGCCUUAUUAUACUAUGACAUUUUAAUGCCUUACUAUACUAUGACGUUUUUUGACGCUUUUAUGCCUCAUUUUAUCAUGAAAAUUUUUGACAUCUUUAUGCUUCAUUAUUCUAUGACUUUUUUUGACAUUUUUAUGCCUUAUUGUAUCAUGGCGUAUUAUUACGUUUUUAUGCAUUACUAUACUAUGACAUUUUUAUGCCUUAUUAUACUAUGAAGUUUUUCGAUGUUUUAUGCCUUACUAUACUAUGACGUUUUUAUGCCUUAUUAUACUAUGACGUUUUUUGAUGUCUUUAUGCCUUACUAUACUAUGACAUUUUUUGAUGUUUUUAUGCCUUACUAUACUAUGACGUUUUGACGAUUUCAUGCCUCAGUAUACUAUGAUGUUCUUAUGCUUCAUCAUACUAUGACAUUUUUUGACAUUUUAGUGCCAUAUUACAUUAUGGCGUAUUAUUACGUUUUUAUGCUUUAUUAUUCUAUUACGUUUUUAUGCCUUAUUAUAUUAUGACCUUUUUUUGACCUUUUUUGACGUUUUUAUGCCUUAUUAUACUAUUACCUUUUUAUGCCUUAUUAUACUAUGAUGUUUUUAUGCCUCAUUAUAGUAUGACGUUUUUUUUACAUUUUUAUGCCUUAUUAUACUAUGAUGUUUUUUGACAUUUUUAUGCCUUACUAUAGUAUGACAUUUUUACACCUUACUAUACUAUGACUCUUUGUAUGAUGGUGUUUGACAUUUUUAUUUCUUAAUUUACUGUGACAUUCUCAUGCAUUUUUAUGCCUCAUUAUACUAUGAUAUUUUAUUACAUUUUUAUGCCUUACUUUACUAUGAUGUUUUUAUGUUUUAAAAUCCUAUGAUGAUUUUUGACAUUUUUAUUUCUUACUAUACUGUCACAUAGUCAUGUAUUUUUAUACCUUAGUAUAUCAUGAAGUUUUUUGAUGUUCUUAUCCCUUACUAUACUAUGACGUUUUUGACCUAUUUAUUUCUUAAUAUACUAUGACGUAUCUCUCCUUUGCUAAAACAAUUACUUUUUAUGCCUUACUAUAUUAUGACUUUUCAUGCCUUAUUAUACUAUGAAUAUUUUUUUUUUUUACAUUUUUAUGUAUCAUCAUAUUAUGACUUUUGAUACCUUAAUAUAUUACGAUGUUUUUAUUGCUCACUCUAGUAUGAAGUUUACAUGGAACAGUAUGUUGCUGUAGUGGAUAGAGCUGUUGUUUCUCAGUGAGAAGGUUCUGAGUUUUAUUCCUGCUCCUUUUCUUGUUCUCGCUUUGCUUAUAAGAUGGCUUUUUACGCCUCAUUAUACUAUGAAGGUUUUCACGUAAUUAUGCCUCAUUAUACUAUGGUGUUUAUAUAUCAUAUUAUAAUUUUUACAAUUUUAUAAUUAUGAUUUUUUUUUUUACUUUUCGGUCUCAUUAUACUAAUAUGUUUUCAUGAAUUACAUUUUUAUGCCUCUAUGAUGUUUUUAUGCCCUACUGUACUAUGACUUUUUUAUGGGGUAUCAUGGUGGUACAAUGGUUAGAACUGUAGUCUUACAGUGAGAAGGUUCUGGGUUUGGGCCCCCGGCUUUGGCCCUUUUUGUGUGGAGUUGCAUGUUCCCCCUGUGCCUGUGUGGUUUUUUUCCAGGUUCCUCUCGCAGUCCAAAGGGAUGGAAAGGAAACUAUGGAAGCUUUGAGAAAAACAAAAAAUAAAACAGAUUGUUUUGUGAAUGCAAGUGAAUGCAUUACUUUUCUUUAGUUUCCUAUUUUAUUUUAAAAGUAAGCUCAACUUGUCAGAUUUUACUUUUUUAAGAAUGUGAUAUGUUUUGUAAAAUAUCAGAUAAUAUUACCUAUUUGUGCCUCAAAUAAUUCAUAGACUUAUGAAACAUGAUGAAGAAUCCAAACCUCUGUUUUUUGCAACAAGCCAUAAAGGAUUUAUAAACUUUAUAAACUAUAUGUAUUUCAAUGUAAAAAUUUCGCUCUGAACUGUUGUGAAGUAGAAGUAGAACAACAUGAGUUAAAUAAAAUAAAAGUACCCUAACUCUAAACUCUAGCUAAAUGUAUUUAGUUAUACUCCGUGCAGCUGCUGUGAGUUUAUCAGUCUGGUUGUGUAUUUCUGGGGGAGCUGUUGCCCUGUGUGAGAGUCUGGUCCCACAGAUCCUUCACCAUUAGUCCGUGAUAAUUAAACGUAUUUCCCUGUAUUUAACCCGGGCUUCUUCUGUGUGUGGAGUCAGAGUCGUUUGAACCAGUGAAGUGACAUCAUGUCCUUAUGGAAAUGUGUCCCGGUGAGGCCCCUCCCUGUCCCGGUGACAUCAGCCGGAGCUCGGCUGCUCUCCUCCAGGAGGAGGACACGGUGGAUCCGCACACACACACACACACACACACACACACACACACACACACACACACUCACUCACUCACACACACACUGACACACACACACACACUCACACACACACAUACUCACACACACACAUCCAGGAGGGAGCUCGACGGGGAAACUGACUCGCUUUCUUCAUGGGACAAAACAAGACUUCUUCUUCUUCUCCUCCUCCAGAGACCAUGGGAGGCUGUUGAUGUCUGACUUGGCCACCAGUUGAAGGAAACCCAUUAGAGUAGCCUGAACACACCGGCACAGUGGUGCACAGUGACGGGUCCAAACAUGGCUGCCCAUCGAAUCAGAGCCACCACCAACAACAACACUUCUCUGCCUCGCUGCAAGUCUGAAGGGACGCUCAUCGAUCUCAGCGAAGGAGUGUCAGAAGCCAGUCUCACCGAUGUCAAAGUGCCUUCUCCCAGUGCCUUACGCCUGGACGCAACCGCCUCCUUCGGUGCUGCCAGGGAAGUCGUUGCCAUAAAGGACUACUGCCCAUCCAGCUUCACCACCCUGAAGUUCUCCAAAGGGGACCGCCUCUACGUUCUGGACUCAUCAGGAGCAGAGUGGUGGUACGCCCACAACAACACAGAGAUGGGUUACAUCCCUGCAGCGUACGUGGAGCCCAUCAACUACAGAGACUCGUCCUUCAGCGACAGUGGGAUGAUUGACACUGUGGGAGACUGUAAUGAGGAGGCGGCUAAAGAAAUGGACCUUUUAGGGGAGUGGGCGGGGGUGAUUCUGAAACCAACCACCUUCCAAAACGGAAACCCUUUCGCAGCAACCAAUUCCUCUACAAACCCUUUCCUAAACGGGGGUCCUCAGAGCCCCCUAGAUCAGAACAGUAAUGAGAAAUCAGUCGACCUCCUUCUGUUUGACACGCUCGCUCCAUCAGUGCCCAACUCCACCAGCAUCACUGCCGACAUCAAUGGAUUUGGCAGUGGCGUCUUAAACAUGAACCCUCUCAGUCCCACGGUGGGGGUGGGGCAAACGCUGCGCAGGGACAACCCGUUUUUUAGAAGCAAACGCUCCUACAGUCUGUCUGAGCUGUCCAUCCUGCAGGCUCAGUCGGACGCCCCUCAGGCCUCCACCGGUUUCUUUGGAGGCCUGAAAGCGCCGGCACCAGAGCAGUUCCAGAGCAGGGAGGAUUUCCGGACUGCGUGGCUCACCCACCGCAAGCUGGCCAGGUCCUGCCACGACUUGGACUCCCUGGGCCAGAAUCCAGGCUGGGGACAAACACAGCCGGUGGAAACCAACAUAGUCUGUCGGCUGGACAGCUCAGGAGGUGCUGUCCAGCUUCCAGACACCAACAUCAGCAUCCACAUACCUGAGGGCCACGUGGCCCCCGGGGACACCCAGCAGAUCUCAAUCAAAGCUCUGCUGGACCCACCGCUAGAGCUGAACAAUGAUCGCUGCACCACCGUCAGCCCUGUGGUGGAGAUCAAACUCAGCAACAUGGAGAUCAAAACUACCGUUACCCUGGAGAUGAAAGUGUCUGUCGUGGUGAAAAUUGAGAGCAGGCAGACCACAGAGAUCUUGUGUGUCAGGAGUGAUUGUAAAGAGGGACCUUACACUCCCAUUCCUCAGGCCUACAUAUACGGCGACAUGGUUCAGGUGUGCCUGGAUAACCUUGAACCGUGCAUGUACGUGUGUGUCGUGGCUCAGUCCAAGUCCAUAGCUCCAGACUCCACGGUCUGGGAACAUGUGGUUAAAAAGAUCACCUUAGGAGUGUACGGUCCCAAACAUAUUCACCCGUCCUUCAAGACAGUCGUGGCGAUGUUUGGCCAUGAUUGUGCCCCGAAGACACUGUUGGUGAGUGAGGUUGGCAAACAGGCGCAGGCUGUACCCCCAGUAGCGCUGCAGCUUUGGGGUAAGCACCAGUUUGUCUUGUCCAGACCACAGGACCUCCGCGUUGGGGUUUACUCCAACAUGGCCAACUAUGAGGUAAAGGCUAGUGAGCAAGCCAGAGUGGUCCGGGGCUUCCAGGUUAAACUAGGUAAAGUCAGCAGGCUCGUCUAUGUCAUUGCCUCACGCAACGCUGACGACGUUUCUGAUUUCACCUUAAGAAUCCAGAUCAAAGACGACCAAGAUUGUAUACUGGCUCAGUUUUGUGUCCAGACACCGACACCACCCCCCAAAGCAGGCCCAAAGACAUCAGUGCAACGGCGCUUCCUGAAGAAGAAGGAAGUCGGCAAGAUCGUCUUGUCGCCUCUUGCCAUCACCACCAAGUACCCUGUUUUCCAGGACCGGCGGAUAAACAACCUAAAGUUUGGAAAGCUAAUCAAAACCGUCAUCCGACAAACUAAAAACCAGUACUUACUCGAGUACAAAAAAGGAGACUUUGUAGCUCUGCUGAGCGAGGAGAAGAUCAAGCUGAAGGGCCAGUUGUGGACAAAAGAGUGGUACAUUGGAUACUAUCAGGGCAGAUUGGGAUUCGUCCACGCGAAGAACGUGCUGGUGGUCGGCAAAGUUAAGCCCAUUUACUUCAGCGGGCCCGACCUUACAACUUCACUGUUCCUGGAGCAAAUACUGAAGCCCUGCAAGUUCCUCACGUACAUCUACGCCUCUGUAAGAACUAUACUGAUGGAGAACAUCGGCAACUGGCGGGCGUUUGCUGACUCCCUCGGGUACAUCAACCUGCCCUUGACGCAUUUCUGCCGCGCGGAGCUGGACAGCGAACCCGAGAGGGUGGCGUCGGUUCUGGAGAAGCUGAAGGAGGACUGCAACAACACAGAGAGCAAAGAGAGGAAGUCCUUCCAGAAAGAGCUUCUGACGGCUCUGCUGAAGAUGGACUGUCAGGGUCUCGUGGCCAGACUCGUCAUGGACUUCGUCCUCCUGACCACGGCCGUGGAGCUGGCCGGGCGCUGGAGGGAGCUGGCCGAGAAGCUCGCCAAGGUUUCCCGCCAGCAGAUGGACGCUUACGAGGCGCCGCAUCGCGACAAGAGCGGCGUGGUGGACAGUGAGGCCAUGUGGAAGCCGGCGUACGACUUCCUGGUCACGUGGGCCGCCCAGAUCGGCGACAGCUACAGGGACGUGAUCCAGGAGCUGCACAUGGGCCUGGACAAGAUGAAGAACCCCAUCACCAAGCGCUGGAAGCAUCUGACCGGCACGCUCAUCCUGGUCAACUGCAUGGACGCCCUGCGGAGCUCCGCCUUCAGCCCCGCCGCGCAGGACGACUGCGCCAUCUGAACCCGGCCUCGCGCCUCGCUCUUCGCAGAUCGGCCGUCUGCUCACUCUGAACUCCACUACUGCUGUCGCACGUAGUCGUUCUGUUCCUGCGGCGCCGCCUUCAGGGGCUCAUCAGCAGACUGACCCCCCCUCCCCUUCUCCCCUCCCCCCGCCCACGUCUCCGCCACACAUCACAGUGCUGUACGGAGCUCGCAGUAUUCACAGAGACUCUUUUAAUAGUCCCUGUCUCGCAUAGUUCUGUAUUUUUGUAUCUUGUUAAGGCACAGCGUUUUUUAAAGCAACACUUUGAACCCUUUUGGUUUCGAACUGUGGAAUCGAAGACACUUUUUCCAAGAAGAGACACUUUUAGAUUUCGUAACCUCGUUAGUCACGUGUCUGUUCUAUUUAUUUAUACAUCAAAGAGAGAAGUCGCUUCCUCUUCUCUUCUUCAGGUUCUCUCUCACUGUGGUCCUCCUCAUUUCAGAGACGUGGAUACUCUGCCGUUGGUCUCAACUUUGGUUUUUGUUGUUGUUGUUGUUGUUGUUUUUUUAGGGUCUGGAGCCGAAGAAAACAGGAUCGUUAAUGAAUCUCGUUCACCUGCGUUUUAAUCAAGCUGUCCACUAGUGCUGAAAUGGUUCACUUAAAUCAUUUUACAGAAAAUUAAUCAACAACAGAUUCUGAAAAAUUAAAAAAAAAAAAAAAAAAACUCUUUUUUGUUUCACAUCAGAAAUUUAAUCAAAUUGAAUCUUUGUGUUUUGGACUUUUGGUCGGACAUUUCUCUAAUUAAAAUAUUCUCGUGCAGAGUUGGCAGCUCGUUAUUGACCUGAAAACAGCUGCUGACGAUCUCAACUCAAGGUCCACUUACUCGCUUUUUUCUUUUGCUUUUGACCAUAGCACACAUUCCUAACCAUCAGCUUCAGCUUGGUAAUUUGGCCAUGGAGGACUUCAUAAGCUACAAAAUCUUUUAAUAGAGACUAAUUUUGACAGAGACCAUCUUCAUGAGACAGUCCUGAACUCUUCGUCCUGUUCAGUCUGAUGAUUUUGUCUCUUGGAUUUCACUCAGCAGUAAAUGUCCCUGUGAACAGGAGCAGCGAUGCUCGACUCUGGACUGAGGAAUUGCCACCAGCUCAGGUGGAAGUCCUGUAGUGGAGGGUCAUCACACAGGUGACGUCAGCCAUCUUGGGCUUCAGUCUGCUCUGGUUCAGUGCCAUCAGAGAAAGUGUUUGCUCACGCAUGUAUGUAGAGCCCAAUGAACUAAACAUCCUUUAUCUGAAUCUGCAUCUGGGGAAAUCUGUGUAGUUCCAGCUUCAGAGAGAACCAUCACAUCAUUGCAUUUCAGUAACUACUUGUCCUCUGGCACGUCAACAAAGAACAGGUUUGAGAGCAGGUUUGUGUCGGUUAAACGAGGCUGUGACCUUUUCCUUUCAAUAAAAAGCUAGCGCACAUCUGAGUGGUCGAUGACAUUCCCAUAUUACGUGUCAGCGAAAGCCCCGAACUCCCGGUGAUUAAACUUUGUGGUCUCGUGAGAUUAAUCGUCUUCACCACAUUGUUCCCGAUGUGCUUCUUGAUGCGUAACUUUGUGUCUUUGGCACAGAAGAAAACAGGAAAGCAAUCUGCACACAUGGUGAAACUGACACCGAGUGUUCAAGAAUGGCUUUAUGCUACAAUCAGCAGGUCAAAUAUCAUUUUAAUUAACUCACAGGCCUCGUAAAUUAACAGUCCGACUGUUCGACGUCUCAUUAAUGUUGACAAGCCCCAUAGACUCCCAUGUUAAGAAUGUCCAACUUUACAGCAAAAAUAAACAUGUUUACAGUCUGGUACAAAAACAGUUUUGAUCAGCUGGGAGUGAGGGGCGGAGUCAGGCACUGCCAAGAUGGCGAUGGUGGAGCAGUCACUACGGGUGACGUCACAGAGGUUACGUCCAUCUUUAUUUACAGUCUGUGUCCAGAACAAGCGGGUGGACUUUGAGUUGAGAUUGUCAUCAACUAAUCUGUUGAAUAUUUCUUUGAUUAAUUCAUUAAAAUAUUUAUUUUCAGCUCUACUCUCCAUGUAACGCCACUCUUUGCCGCCUCCUGCCUGUUUUUCUUUGUCAUAUAAAAAGUUCUUUUUUACCAAAGUUUGCCAAAACGAAAACAGCCACUGUUGUAAGGACACUGUCAAAGCUUCUGGUUAGGGUUCGUCCCUGUGCUGCAUACUGUAUAACCUGGUAGUAACACAUCCAGUGGUGAGUUUGAAAACCUUUUUGUGACUGCAUACUUUUGUGGAAAAGACUCUAAACAAAUAAAAUGUAAAUAUUUGUACAUGA
Molecule: messenger RNA, 10227 nt
Organism: Seriola aureovittata
Lineage: Eukaryota; Metazoa; Chordata; Actinopteri; Carangiformes; Carangidae
Product: SH3 domain-binding protein 4
Exons: 5
Coding region: 5043-7943 (966 amino acids)
Cellular component (GO): cytoplasm
Molecular function (GO): protein binding
Source: RefSeq, a predicted model, not a curated record